Molecule: messenger RNA, 922 nt
Organism: Mytilus trossulus (common blue mussel)
Lineage: Eukaryota; Metazoa; Mollusca; Bivalvia; Mytilida; Mytilidae
Product: metalloproteinase inhibitor 2-like
Exons: 6
Coding region: 193-834 (213 amino acids)
Biological process (GO): negative regulation of membrane protein ectodomain proteolysis; negative regulation of endopeptidase activity
Cellular component (GO): extracellular matrix
Molecular function (GO): metalloendopeptidase inhibitor activity; protease binding
Source: RefSeq, a predicted model, not a curated record
UUGGCAGGCGUAUAUAAAAACCAGAAAUUGGAAAAUUAUCUGGAAAUUGGUUAUAUAUCCUGUAAUUUAAUCGAACUGAAAUGUCAUACAUGUGCCAACUAUUACGCAGCUGUUGAACAACACACUAAUUUUGGCGUGACUGUUUUCGUCAACAAUUAUUUAAUAUCAAAACAGGAUUUGCCAUAGAUAGAGAUGAUGAGGACAUUAAGCUUGUUUUUACUGUUUCUAACUAUUGAUGGGGGAUACUGUUGUUCAUGUUAUCCAAGUCAUUCACAGACGGCCUUUUGUGGAAGUGAAGUUGUUAUCAAAGGCAAAGCAAUCAACAGAUAUAGAUCAACACCGAAAGAUCUUCCGGUGAACAAUGGUCUAUAUCCGGGAAUGUAUGACAAUGUCGUCUAUGAGGUUGAAGUUAUUGAGGUUUUUAAGCUUCCAACACAAACAGAUAUAAAAGUUGGGGAUACUGUCCAAGCUGUUACGGGAGACGACGGGGCAAUGUGUGGUGGUAAUCUUCCGUUAAAUACUGACAUAUUGAUCACAGGUCAACAAGAUGGGAAAAGUAAGCUUAGGUUUGGUUUAUGUAAUUUCAAUGCAGCGUUCAGCUCUCUGACCAAUGUUCAGUUGGAAGGUAUCCGAGGACAGUAUGAUUGCAAGUGUAAAAUUAACCCAUGGCAAGGUGAUCCCACAAAGAAAAUGGACACUUGUUAUAUGGAUGAGUUUCCAGGUUAUAAUACAAUGUGCCUAUCGGAAUUCGGGCGAUGUAGUCAAGACAAAUCUGGAGCAUGCAACUGGGAUGUUGAGCAGAAUAACAGAUGCAGAAAUCCUACACGAAACUAAUUUCCAAAAGUAGCUAAAUAAAAUAUUGAAGAUAAGAACCAUAUGUUGUAGAUGUGAAGUACAUCAAUAAAAACAAUUUCUAACCUAC